Lachancea meyersii CBS 8951 is the source of this 690-nucleotide messenger RNA. The record is from the annotation of a GenBank genome assembly. NCBI's taxonomy places the organism in Eukaryota, Fungi, Ascomycota, Saccharomycetes, Saccharomycetales, Saccharomycetaceae.
AUGGCUCGUCAAAACUUUGUGGGACUGGUAGUCUCGCAGGGCAAGAUGCUCAAGACGGUAAAGGUUCGUGUGGAGACCAAAGUAUUCAAUAAACGCAUCAACAAGGAGCUUUUCAGCAGGAAGGACUAUUUGGUGCAUGACGAGGAGGGUGUUUCUCGUGAAGGCGAUUUGGUGCGUAUUGAGGCGACCAGGCCACUGUCCAAGCGUAAGUUCUUUAGUAUAGCAGAGAUUCUCAAAAACAAAGGUCAACAGUUCGCACUGUUUGAGUCUGAAGCCAAACAACAAGUUUCGCAAGAAGAAGCGCAGAAAACACGAGAAUUUUUGAGCAGACGUGAGGCUGUUGAGUCCAACGAUAGCGUCCUGCUCAGAGACAUCCACACGAUUCAAAAAGCAUUGGCACAGGGCCAGGAUGCUCAGGAACUGGCAGAGAUCAAAGCCCGCUACGGCAUUGAAAACUUCACACCCGAAACCUUGCGUCAGCUGCUGCAUUUGGACGUGUCGGCCCUCGAACAGCAGGUACAGACGCAGAUGGCCAAGAUCGAUUCCGUGCAGGAGCGCGUGCGUGAAUUGCUGCAGAACAGUGAGGAUUGCAACCUGUGGCUGGCACAGCGCGGUGUUCAGAACCCGGAGGCUUUGAAGGCCAACAUCAAGCGAAAUCUGCUCCGCAAGCACAUUUUGCAAGAGUUAUAG